AUGGCUGUCCCUCUGAUUGUAAAAUGGGGUGGACAGGAAUAUUCAGUGACCACACUUUCAGAAGAUGAUACGGUGCUAGAUCUCAAACAAUUUCUCAAGACCCUUACUGGAGUACUUCCAGAACGCCAAAAGUUACUUGGACUCAAAGUUAAAGGCAAACCUGCAGAAAAUGAUGUUAAGCUUGGAGCUCUCAAACUGAAACCAAAUACUAAAAUCAUGAUGAUGGGAAGUCGUGAGGAGAGCUUGGAAGAUGUUUUAGGUCCACCCCCUGACAAUGAUGAUGUUGUCAAUGACUUUGAUAUUGAAGAUGAAGUUGUUGAAGUAGAAAAUAGAGAAGAAAACCUACUGAAAAUUUCUCGCAGAGUUAAAGAGUACAAAGUGGAAAUUUUAAAUCCUCCCAGGGAAGGGAAGAAGCUUUUGGUACUAGAUGUUGAUUAUACAUUAUUUGACCAUAGGUCUUGUGCAGAGACUGGGGUAGAAUUAAUGCGGCCAUAUCUUCAUGAAUUCCUAACAUCUGCAUAUGAAGAUUAUGACAUUGUUAUUUGGUCUGCAACAAAUAUGAAGUGGAUUGAAGCUAAAAUGAAAGAGCUGGGAGUGAGCACAAAUGCAAACUACAAGAUUACCUUCAUGUUGGACAGUGCUGCUAUGAUAACAGUGCAUACUCCAAGGAGAGGAUUAAUAGAUGUAAAACCUCUUGGUGUUAUAUGGGGAAAGUUUUCGGAGUUUUACAGCAAAAAAAACACCAUUAUGUUUGAUGACAUAGGAAGAAAUUUUCUAAUGAAUCCACAGAAUGGACUAAAGAUAAGACCUUUUAUGAAAGCACACCUAAAUCGAGAUAAAGACAAAGAACUUUUAAAAUUAACUCAGUACCUGAAGGAAAUAGCAAAAUUAGAUGACUUUUUGGAGCUAAACCACAAAUAUUGGGAAAGAUAUCUCUCAAAGAAGCAAGGACAGUAA
This is a messenger RNA of Orycteropus afer afer, 957 nucleotides long. RefSeq names its product ubiquitin like domain containing CTD phosphatase 1 (gene UBLCP1). Gene Ontology annotation, cellular component: nucleus. Lineage: Eukaryota; Metazoa; Chordata; Mammalia; Tubulidentata; Orycteropodidae. The transcript has 10 exons. Gene Ontology annotation, biological process: protein dephosphorylation. The record is from RefSeq and is a predicted model, not a curated record. The coding region runs from base 1 to 957 and encodes 318 amino acids. Gene Ontology annotation, molecular function: protein binding; protein serine/threonine phosphatase activity.